AUGCCGAGAAACAAGCGAGUAAUGACUUCCAAGCUUGUUGCGGCUGCUGAUGAUGACGACGAUGAUGAUGAUGAUGAGGAGGAGGAAAAAAAGGACAGUGAAAAGGAUGUUGAAGAAGAUGAUGGAGACUUGAUACCAAAUGAGGGAGAUAUUAAAGUGGAGGAUCUGGAGGAGCAAAAUGACUUGGAUAACAACAAAGAGGUUGAUGACCAUUCUCUGAUUGAAGAAGAAAAAACAGAGGAAACAGAAGAAGACACCCACGAAAUGGAAGGUACAGAAGAAUCAGCUGAUGUUGAAGAGCCAAUGGAGACAUCAGGACCAGCAGAAAUAAGUGUAGAAGACACAAGUGAACAAAUGAAAGAUGACAGUGCUGCAGCCAUGGACAUGUCAGAGCUUGAUGGUUCCAAAGAGAACAGUUUGUCAGUCUCGUUGUUUGUCCAUGCAGAUGACGUACAAGAUGACCUUGAUGAUGAUUUGAAAGAAGCAGCUGCAGCAGAGGCUGCAGCAAAAGAGGCAGCUGCUGCAGAAGCUGCUGCUAAGAGUCAAGAAAAGGGGGAAGAAAAAUCUGAGAAAGGGAAAACCAAGGAUGCUGAAAACCAUGUUGGGAAAGAAGACACCAAGGCAGCAGAUAAAGCAAAAGAAGAGAAGGCUAAAGAUGGAGGAAGUUCAAAAUCUCAAACAUCUUCCUCCCAGAGUGAGAAAGGGAAAACAGGUGAAGCUAAGAGUAAAGAUUCCAAAGCUGCUGACAACAAGACAACCAAAACACCAGGAAAGAGUGCUUCCUCUGCAAAGGACAAAAAAGAAACUGGAAAGAGUCUGUGGGUGAGCAAUCUGUCAUCUGUAACAAGAGCUGCAGACCUGAAAACAAGGUUCAGUCAGUAUGGAAAGGUGGUUGGUGCUAAGAUUGUGACAAACUCUAAGGCUCCUGGUGCCCAGUGCUUUGGACUUGUUACCAUGUCAACAAGUGAGGAGGCUGCUAAGUGUAUAUCACACCUUCAUCGCACAGAACUGCAUGGAAAAACUAUCACAGUGGAUAGGGCUAAAGGUGAUCGCAUACCUACAACUCAAUCUAGCUCUGCCAAGAAGCCAACAGAUAAGAAACCAGUUGAUAAGAAGCAAGCUGACAGAAAGCCAGCUGUCAAAAAGCCUGCAGAAAAGAAACCAGUAGAGAAGAAACCAGCAGAAAAGAAACCAGCAGACAAGAAGCCAGCUGAUAAGAAACCAGUUGAGAAGAAGGACAAGCCAGCUGACUCAUCAGACAAAUCCAAAGCAAAAACUGAUGACAAGAAGCCGCUAGCAAAGAAACCUGUGGAAAAGACUCCUGGUAAAUCGACAGCCUCUAAAACACCAGCUAAGUCAUCUUCUAGAACUACUCCAAAACAACAGAAGUCAGGAAGUACUUCUUCAAGUGGCAAAAAAGACGAAGGUUCGAAACCGGUCGUGUCGAAUAAAUCCUCUGACAAGGAAAAGGAGAAAGACAAAGACCAGGAGAAGGAAAAAGACAAAGACAAGACGGAGAAAAGCACCGACAAAGAUAAAAGUAAAGAAAAGGACGAUAAAAAGCCCAGCAAAAGCCCAAUCAAGUCUAUUGACGAGAUCCGACGUGAUAGGCAGGAACGACAGAGGCUGGAGAGAGCUAAAGAGAUCCGUGAGCAGCGUGAACGUGAGCGACAGGAACGACUUCGACGAGAGCGUGAAAGGCUUGAACGGGAGAAAAUGGCCGAACGACAACGUGAACGUGAACGAGAAAGAGAACGUGAAAGGAGAAGGCUUCAGGUUAUACGUGAACGAGAGAUACGCGAAAGACAAGAACGUGAACGAAUACGGCUGCAGCGUGAAAUAGAACGGCAAAGAGAACUGGAACGCCAACGGGAACGUGAACGCCGUGAACGCGAGGAACGUGAACGCCUAGAACGGGAGAGGCGUGAGAGACUUGAACGAGAAAGACUUGAGCGUGAACGAAUUGAACGUGACCGCUUACAACGCAUUGAACGCGAACGAUUGGAACGUUUGGAACGUGAACGCCUUGAACGAGAGCGUUUGGACCGUCAACGUUUAGAACGUGAACGAUUGGAACGUGAACGUCGGAGCCUAAAGCGCCAUGGUGCGCCCUUUGAACGUGGAGAUCCAGCACAUGCUCAGAAACCAGUUGGUUUUUGGGAAGAACCUAAACGGGCUGCUUUGGGUGACGAAAGACCGCGUGACUUCUUCAGCGGUUCAGUGGGUGAGCGUGAUAGCAGACGUGACCGUCCUGAAGUCUCCUCAGACAGGCGUGAUUCUCGAGGAGGCCAUCGUGAAGACGGUCGGCAACCAGCUGGAGCCGGUCGCGAACGCAGAACCGAGGAGUGGAGUCGAGCAGACGAAAGGCGUCUUAAGAAAGAUGAGAGAGAGCGACGUAACGAAGAAGGACACCGCGGGCGUGACAAACCUCACGACCAUUCCAGAGGAGCACGUGAUCGUGACUUGCGUGACAGCCGUGGCAACCACGAGACUAAGGCCUGGGCUACUGGAGGUGACUUGUCUGGGGCCGGUGUUGGGGUUCUUGGAGCUGGAAUGGAUCCACAGAAGAGCUUGUCCAUCUUAUUGGAGCGUGCUGGCGUCAGGGGCAUCUUGGGCUCAGGCGCCUCAGCUCAAGGACAUAAUGUGCGAGGUGAUUUGAGUAAAUCUAUAGAGGAACCCAAUUGGCGUGCCCCUGACCCUCGUGAUAGCAGGCCGCCUAUCCCUCAAGCUGACAGAGGGGGGAACUUUACGCACGGGUCCUCAGGACUCACAGACAUUAGAAAUGUCCAUGUUGAUGCACGCUUCGGUUCGCUGUCCAUGGACACAAGCCAUCGCUCUGUGGCCAUCACUGGAGGAGUGGAAUCUAGCAAGCCACCCGCGCGAGACUGGCGAGACACACAUGGUGGUAGCCUGACAUCUAGAGACCGCGAUGCGCUUGCUGCCAGGGAGAGGGAGCGUCCACGAGAUCGUGGCGCGGAGGUCAAGCAGAGCAUUCCUCGUCCAGGAACCAUGUAUGAUGCUCGGGAUACCCGUGCACCGAUCAGCCGUGACUCCAUACCGCCUAGAGGUGCGUGGGGAAAUGGAAUGGACUCGCGCCAAAAUGCCACUCCUUCUCUUGGCGUGUCAAAUGCAGGCCGCCCCUCCGUUGACGAUAGGUCGCGUGCUGCAGUCACUGCCCGCGACAGUGCACCAACUCCUUGGAACCAGCCCGGAAGUUCUUUGGCGGCUCCUGUUGCCCGAGGUGCUUACACUGGAAGUGCAGUUCCCGGUGCGGAGAGGCGCCACCCUGUCGCAGGCGAUGUCAGAUAUGAGCCUUACAAGGGCGCCCCACGUGUCAGCAUGAUGCGGCGGUACUGAAACAUUGAUAAACUUCUGACGUUUCUUUGAUUCGGUGGACGAUUUUAAGUUAACUUCAAGUUUAAGGUGUGAAACAGUCCUCUGUGAAUCUUAUACUUGCGCAAGUUUUAGAACCUUGUGUGAAACUUGGUAACUUGCUCGACAAUUUUGGCAUUUUAGAGUCUCGGAAAUUCUCAACUGAGCAUAACUUGUACGUUAGAAUUAACGCC
This is a messenger RNA of Pocillopora damicornis (cauliflower coral), 3566 nucleotides long. RefSeq lists its product as uncharacterized. Gene Ontology annotation, molecular function: sequence-specific DNA binding; RNA binding. Lineage: Eukaryota; Metazoa; Cnidaria; Anthozoa; Scleractinia; Pocilloporidae. Gene Ontology annotation, biological process: regulation of mRNA processing; regulation of transcription by RNA polymerase II. The record is from RefSeq and is a predicted model, not a curated record. Gene Ontology annotation, cellular component: nucleus.